Molecule: messenger RNA, 468 nt
Organism: Cantharellus anzutake
Lineage: Eukaryota; Fungi; Basidiomycota; Agaricomycetes; Cantharellales; Hydnaceae
Exons: 5
Coding region: 26-379 (117 amino acids)
Source: RefSeq, a predicted model, not a curated record
GAUCAAACAUUGUAUCGCAAUUGACAUGACGAAUUACCCAGGUGGCAAACUGAUCGAACCGAAGCUUGCAUGUGCCGACCACAUGUGUGAGGUACUCAAAGGAUGGAAGGAUGGCCAGAUUAAGUGGAGGUGUGAAGAGCUAGCUGCACUCACCGUGAUAGUCAACCCCAAUGAGACUGCCCGCUCUAUUGCAACAGAUGGUGAGGACGAGGAGAAUAACAUUGGGUCAGCGAAUAUCCCUUCAGGAUCUGCAGCCCUGGCUGUCACCCCAUCUCCUCUCCAACCUAACGCCACUCAGGCCCCAAUAGUGACAAGUGGAGAGGCAGCGACUGCUACCCGAGGUCGCAAACGUAAAGCACCGCAAAAUUCGAACCCCUGACAGAAGAAACAGCCAGCGUCUGCUGUUGCAUGCUAGAGAGGACGGAAAUUGGUGAGGGAUGAAGUUUUCCCAACACGUGUCAAAGGUUG